GAUGGGAUGGCCCUGGCCUAUGCAUCCCAAGAACUCCAGGAUGACGAAUCCAUUGUGGAGGCCGCUACCGAAGAGAAUCCUAGAGCCUUGCAGUUCGCUUCCGACCGUUGGCGUCGGGACAAGGAGCUACUGCAGCGCAUCCUUGGGAUUGACGGCCUUGCGCUGGAGUUUGUGACUGGAGGUUUGGCCAAUGACUUCGAAGUAUGCAUGGAGGCUGUCAGCGAGAAAGGCGCAGCGCUGAUCCACUGCUCGGCUGCGAUGAGAGACAAUGAGGACAUUGUCCGAACUGCACUGGCCAGCGAUGGCAUGCAACUUUUGAAUGUCUCCAGUCGGCUGCGAGAGGAUCGCGAAUUGGUUAAGCUUGCGGUGGACAGGAUGAGGCUGCAUGAGAUGGCUGCCAUGCUCCACAAGGUGCCGCCUGGAUCCGUGCCCUUCAAGGCUUUAUCUGCGGGUUGCGAUCACACGUGCGUGGUGAAAGAGGAUGGACGCCUAGUGUGUUUUGGUUCCCUUUAUUCUGGACAAUGUGAUGUACCUACAGGCAUGGGGCCUGUGGUAACCGUUUCUGCUGGUUGCAAUCACUCCAGCGCCGUAUGCUCGAAUGGGCACUUGACCUGCUUCGGUUCCAACAUGGCAGCACAACUGGAGAUCCCUGGAAACUUGGGGCCGGUAGUUGCCGUCUCGUCGGGCUGCCUGCAUACCUGCGUGGUGAAGCCAAAUGGGCAGCUGGUGUGCUUCGGGGAUAACAGCGCUGAUCAAUGCAGUAUUCCAGAUGGCAUAGGCCGGAUGAUGACAGUCUCAGCUGGCUGCGAUCAUACGUGUGCGGUGGCAACUAGUGGGCAACUGGUCUGCUUUGGCUCCAACCUUUGUGGCCAAUGCAACGCACCGGAGGGCUUGGGACCUGUAAAUUGUGUUUCUGCGGGCUGCAAGCACACCUGUGCUUUGCAGGCUGAUGGACGGUUAGUGUGUUUUGGAUCCAACUUGGAUGGUCAACUUGAUGUUCCGGAAUCCUUGGGUCGAGUGACCGCAGUUUCAGCUGGCUUUGAUCACACCUGCGCAUUGACUUCUGACGGCCGCUUAGUUUGCUUUGGAGACAACAGCGCAGGCCAGUGCGAGGUACCCACAGGCUUGGGGUUUGUGGUGGCUGUUUCUGCCGGCCGUGCGCACACCUGCGCUCUCACGGCAGAUGGGCAGCUGUUAUGUUUCGGGGAAAAUGACGUGGGACAAUGUACUGUCCCAGUCGAAGUAGCACAAAGCGGCUACUCUUCUGCACGCUGCUGA
Symbiodinium necroappetens is the source of this 1278-nucleotide messenger RNA. NCBI's taxonomy places the organism in Eukaryota, Dinophyceae, Suessiales, Symbiodiniaceae. The record is from the annotation of a GenBank genome assembly.